This is a messenger RNA of Bombina bombina (fire-bellied toad), 1640 nucleotides long. It is a transcript of the gene SNX5, whose product is annotated as sorting nexin 5. Gene Ontology annotation, molecular function: dynactin binding; phosphatidylinositol binding. The coding region runs from base 126 to 1322 and encodes 398 amino acids. Lineage: Eukaryota; Metazoa; Chordata; Amphibia; Anura; Bombinatoridae. Gene Ontology annotation, biological process: pinocytosis; intracellular protein transport. The record is from RefSeq and is a predicted model, not a curated record. The transcript is spliced from 13 exons. Gene Ontology annotation, cellular component: endosome.
UACCAUUCGGUAAGGUGGGCGUGGCGUGUGCUUUAGACCGGUGAUCCUUACCAGUGCGUGUCAGGAAGCGUUUGAGUGCGUACCCCACCAUCUGAUCUUUCACAUAGUUCGGCACCCACAGCAGCAUGGCCUCGCUGGCAUCCGAUGAGAAGAGCAAGCUGAGAUCAGUGUCUGUGGAUUUGAACAGUGAUCCUACUCUACAAAUUGACAUUCCAGAUGCCCUAAGUGAGCGAGAUAAAGUAAAAUUUACAGUUCAUACAAAGACAACACUGACAACAUUUCAGAGCCCAGAGUUCUCUGUAACGCGUCAACAUGAAGAUUUCAUCUGGUUACAUGAUGCUCUUACUGAAAAUGAAGAGUAUGGGGGUAUUAUUAUCCCACCAGCACCUGCAAAACCUGACUUUGAUGGACCACGAGAAAAAAUGCAAAAGCUAGGAGAAGGGGAAGGCUCUAUGACAAAGGAUGAAUUUGCCAAAAUGAAACAAGAGUUAGAAGCUGAGUAUUUGGCUGUGUUUAAGAAAACCGUAUCAGUGCAUGAAGUUUUCCUACAAAGACUUUCAUCUCAUCCCAUCUUAAGCAGAGAUCACAACUUGCAUGUAUUCCUGGAAUACGACCAAGAUUUAAGUGUCAGGAGGAAGAAUACUAAAGAAAUGUUUGGUGGGUUUUUUAAGAGCAUGGUAAAGAGUGCAGAUGAAGUUCUCUUUUCUGGAGUAAAGGAAGUUGAUGAGUUCUUCGAGCAAGAAAAAAUUUUCUUAGUGAACUACCACAUCAGGAUCAAGGACUCCAGUGCAAAGGCUGACAAAAUGACAAGAGCUCAUAAAAAUGUUGCAGAUGAUUAUAUUCAUAUUUCAGCUGGGCUGACUUCUCUAGCCGAUGAGGAUCCCACUCCGGUUAGAAAGUAUUUGCUGAAACUAGCAGAGCUUUUUGAAAAACUCCGGAAGGUUGAGGCGAGAGUUGCUUCCGAUGAAGACUUGAAGCUUUCUGAGCUAUUAAGAUACUACAUGCUUAAUAUUGAAGCUGCAAAGGAUCUGUUACACAGACGAACAAAAAGCCUAUCAGAAUAUGAGAAUUCAAACAAAGCCCUUGAUAAAGCCAGGCUGAAAAGCAAAGAUGUGAAGCAGGCAGAGUUACAUCAGCAAGAAUGCUGCAAGAAAUUUGAAAAACUUUCAGAAUCUGCAAAACAAGAACUGGUUGGUUUCAAAAGAAGGCGAGUAGCUGCUUUUCGUAAAAACCUUAUUGAAAUGACAGAAUUAGAAAUCAAGCAUUCUAAGAAUAACAUCUCUCUCUUGCAAAACUGCAUCGACCUGUUUAAGAACAGUUAAAGAAAUGAAUAACUCCGUUACCAGUAGACUUCAUACGCUGUCCAUCUUGACAAUCACAGCAGAAAUUUUAUAUGUGACCUACAUUCAUUGAGAAGAAAUAUUAAAUGAGUCGUCUAUUUCAAGACUUUGUAAAGUUUCUAUUAAAGAAAAGUGUAUAAAAUUACAUUUAUAUAAUUGUAUGGUGUAUUAUUUACAAAUGGAUAUAUCUUUUAAGUGAAGUUGAUUCAUUAAUAUUUGGCAAAAUCUCCAAUAGGUUAGAAAUCUAUUUUUCAUUGGAAUAUUUUUCAUCUAAAUAAAUUUGCCUAUGUAAGGAAACAA